AAGAGAGGUGUUUGAGUUGAUGGCAGCACAUUUCCCUGAGCAUUUCCAUUCUUCUCCCAGCCAACCCAACUACUGGAAAGUUACUUAUAAAAGGAGAGGUAUGCCAGACGGGCACGGAACAUCUUCUAAAACCUUGGAACCUGUGUAGACACCACUGCCUCCUGCUCUUGCUCCUCACUGGCUUUGGUACUUGGAGGCCACAUGGCUAAACACACCAAGGUUGGAAUCAUCAGUAAAUACCAGACCCCUUAUGCUGCUUCCCUCAGGAAAACGGUGAAGAAAAUUGGAAUAAGCCAGCACAUAAAGUACACUCGCUUCUUCUGAGGCAAACCCAAGAUGAAGACAGCUGCCAGGAUCUGGCCCUGUGGUUCCUGCAUGAAAAUCGUAGCCGGUGGUACCUGGACCUACAACACCACUUCUGCUCUCAUAGUAAAGUCGUCUGUCGGAAGACUGAAGGAGCUCAAAGACCAGUAG
This is a messenger RNA of Manis pentadactyla (Chinese pangolin), 474 nucleotides long. RefSeq names its product 60S ribosomal protein L37a-like. Gene Ontology annotation, cellular component: ribosome. Gene Ontology annotation, molecular function: structural constituent of ribosome. Lineage: Eukaryota; Metazoa; Chordata; Mammalia; Pholidota; Manidae. Gene Ontology annotation, biological process: translation. The record is from RefSeq and is a predicted model, not a curated record.